GGAUCACGUCUGAAGCAAUCCUGUCACAAUUUCAUCAGAUUGAACGAUUCGAUUCUGUCCGAACAAUGAUGUCAUUGUGUCCUACGGCUGCAGCAAUCACAUCGAUCACAGCGCAUAGUUGGCCAAAAUGGAGGCCGCGAAGAAGACACUGACAGAGCUCAUGGGGAACGCUGGGUAUGUUGACUCGCCCGAGUUGGCGCUGGAUGGAUGUGUUACUGGCAGCUUCCAUAAGAGACAACAUGCCCAGCGAAUUUCGGGCAUGGAGCGGCAGCGACAACGCAAACUGGGGGAUUGGCGGAAGAAGGAUAUGGAAAUUGGGCAGGACGUGUUUCAGAUCUUGAAGGCUUUUCCAUCGCUGGCGUCAAUAAAGUAUCAUAACUUUUUUGCACAAGCGCUCUAUCCACUUUGGUACUUUGUUCUUCUUGGGCACGGACUCGAGAAAGUAGAACCAGUCUACGAAAUGUAUUGCAAAGCCAUUGCUAUGCCUCUCGCCCAAUGCGAAUGGCGCGGUAAACGGCAUUGCUUACUGCUCCUGGAAGCUGCCUGCCGAUCGGCUUGGGUCAGCGAUGCUGUGAUUGCGUUUCUAGCCCAGAAAUUGCCAGUCGCAACCACUACGAGCUUCCGCAAUGGUCCCCUUCCAUUUACCUUGCGGGUGCUCGAUUCGCCCAAGUACCAUGGGAUACGACAUGCUUCUUGGACCGUGAUUGAUGCACUUUUGCCUCGCAACGCGUGGGGUCUUUGGUUGUUCAACAGUCUUUUGGAAGUUGGCUACAGUGCUGAAAUCCUUGACUGCGUCCUUGAUAAGAUCAUCCAACACGGCGACUGUCAGCCUCGAAGAAAAAGCAUCCAAGUGAGGUCCUUCCAAUGGCACACGGCGGAUUGUCGUAUUGACCAGGCCAAAGGACUUGUGCUUCAGCGACUCCUUGGACUUUCCAAACGGGUACUGGAGCUUCACUUGAGUCCUGCCAAGUGGACUUAUGGAGGACUCUGCGAGACACUGCAAGGUCUCUCGGAUUGCGCGUCCAUCGAGGUGGUCGGCUUGACCAUCAAGCCCGAAAUGAUGGUAGGCGAUGGAGCUGCCCGCGAUAGAGCGUUGCAUCUACUGGAGGAGCUUUUUGCCACCGACAAUUCUCUUCGUUCGCUUUCUCUUACCAUGGAAGGGCCAUUCCUGGAGGCUGUAAUGAAAGGCCUUGCAAGGUCCCACAAUUCUUCCAUUGGGAAGCUCACUCUCUUCAUGAUGGACAUUCCGAAUGUCGCAGUUAUGACACCUUUUCUGAAAUCAGUCCAUCGACGCUUUGAGCUUCUGCUUUGGUGCGCAGAGCUAGGCGGUCAGUGGAGCAUCGAUCACGAGCUGGACCAUCGGCUGUGCAUUGAUCUGCAAAGUUGCAAAAUGACUCCCGAGUGCAUGGUGGAUACACUAAACCUAAUGCCAGUGGCGAGUCGUCCAGGGAGCCUGGUUCUGGAACCAUUCGAAGAAGGAGGCUUGGUGGACAUUACAGAUUCUCUGUUGCGUGUGUUCCAGCUCGGGUUCAUCGAAAAACUCGUCGUCAAGGGUUCCUCCACAAAGUACAACGUUGACAUGUUUUUAGUGUUUCGGGCCUUGCGCCAGGAUACUACGUUGACCUCGUUGGAAAUGGAACAACCAUUGCAGGAGAGAAAACGAAAGUCCAAUAACGACAGUUUGGCGCCGCCAUCGAAACGAGCAAAGGUGAUAGUCCAAACAGCGAAAACAGAGGCAAUAGGGGCGAUCAAAGGUGAAAACGUAGGGGCAAGACACAGGCCACAACUUGAACCGGGGGAUUCAUGGACUGGUUAUGAAAACAGCGAUCUUCAGAGGUUCCUCUUGGAGCUCCUAAAGGUCAACUCAAAGCUAAGCUCGGUAAUAAUCUAUGACAACCAAGUUGACUACAGCGGAUUCUCAAAGAGACCCACCGACUUCCGGCCAAUGACCUUUCCCAGGCCUACGACUUUCCGCGAUGAGGCGCUGUCGGAUCGAAUGCUGUACUACAUGCGGCUGAAUAGGUGUGGCAGGGAAAGAGUUCGGAGGAUGGGCGCAAGUCAUGCCACGAUCGUGGAGGUCCUCUCGCGUGCACGGGAGAUGUGUUGUGACGACGAUGAUUUGGGCUAUCUCAGCACAAUCUUUGACCUUCUCCUUGAGUCGGCACCUAACCUAUGGAAAUGCAACUACACUUCUCUCAUUGGUUCUACCCCAAGCGAGACUGGUCGAAGGACGAUGGGUGCCUCUAUGGAGGAAGACAUCUCCCUUGCUGCGGUGUCUGCAGCACAAGUAUAAAUUAUCAAUACAAGUUUUUGUGUUAUGGGAACUAAACUGUGAUGACUAAGCAUACAGCGCUAGAAUGACAUCACACUCAAGUUACGUAGAACCCAACGGGGGUUUAGAGUAGGAGGAUUAUCUACGGAAGCCAGCGACAGUGCUUCCUCUUCUCCAAAGUAAACACGACUCAGUAGGUGUUUAUUUUCAUAGGUGGCAAUGGAAUCGGUUUAUACACUGACAGAGGAAGAAGCAUCCGACAAGUGCAGUUCGGAGGGCCCACUAGCCAUGGUCUCAUCCUCCUCUCCAACGUGAAUGCGAGCAAGAAAUCCUCCGUAGGUGUUUCCGGCAUGAGCACCAAAGGUAAACCCUGCCACAAGGCCUCCGUGCUUCAUCUUGUUCUUGCCACUGCUGUAAAUCUGCUCGUAGAAUUGGGUACCCAGACUGGCAGACACCAGAUUGCCAUACUUGCCAGACACAUCCAAGAGCUUGUCACCUGCAAGGAACUGCUUUAUCUUUUGCAUAACAUGAGAAUUGGGCUGAUGCAGCAAGAGGGCAUCCAAUUGUGAAAUUUUGAUGCCUUGAGAGCUCAACCACUCUCUCAUUUUGGGGACAAACUGCUUGGCAGCAUCCGUAUUCAAACGACCCGUGACUUGAAUGCAAGAAGUGUCUUUGUUGGCUUCCACAUAUGUCUGAAAGGUAAACAUGGAAGUGUCCGAAACAGAAUUCACUUUUAGUAGUUCAAAGCAGGUGUUGCUCUUGGUGGUCUCUAGGACUUCUGAUGGGUGGUGUGUCCCUUGCAAGACGAAGGCACUGGCACCAUCACCAAACAAGAGAAAGUUGAUCCAUUGAGUCAUUUCAUUGGCCUUGGUGGUCUCUUUCCAAUCUCUUCGAUGAAACACAUUGGAAGUAAUCACCAAGAUGUUCUUGAAAUCACCACAUGACAGCAUGGCCUUGGCCAUUUGAAAGGGAGGCACCACUCCAGCACAACCAGAGUCUUGGUGUUGCAGGAGGCAGUCAGGUCGUAGUCCAGACAAUGCAGUGGUGAAUCCUCUCAUGCAGUUGUUCAGGCCCAAGUCAUCUCUUCUUCCUUCCUUGGGCACCCUGUUGGAGCCAGAGACAUGUAUGAUGCAGUCAAUCUCACUGGCAGAGACACCAGCCUCAUCCAGAGCCAUCUUGGCAGCAGAAACACUCAUAUCAAACUCUGAGAUAUCCUUGCAAUCUUCAGUCAGCUGCUGAUCAAAGACUCUCUCAAAUUCUGACACAUCUGCAAUUGCAAUGCUGGUUGAUCCCAGAUAUCGCUUUGCCCAGUCCAAUGCUACUGGCUUUCCUGUCUUGGGGUUGUGAAUGCCAGCAUCCACCAACUUUUGCAUGAUGAUGUCAGUGUCAACCAGGGCUCCUUUUCCUUGGAGCUGGUCCACACCUGGCACUGCACGACCACAACCUGUAAUGAAUGCUCUUCUGGUAGAACUAUCUGUGUGUUCAAGCUGGUUGUGCUUGGACUUGACAACAGCUUUGCGUGAGUGGAAGAUAGUGUUAAUAAGAGAGAACUUCAUAUUGUGGGUUGCUUUUGUUCAGGUUUGUGUUUUGUGAGCAAGGAAUCAAACCAGAUUCAAUCCUCGCUGGCUGCAUCAGCCACAAGAUCUGCCAGCUAGAAGCUGUCUGGCUAUACCUACGGGUAGCUAGCCCAACGGCUACAAGAUCUGCGACGGACUGCUGCCCUCUUGUGUUACGGAAUGUGGUUAGUCAUGUCGGGAAGAUCCCACUCCACCUACCGGACUCUAAACCCCUUCAAAAAUCUAUUACUGUAAAACCCCUGUGAUAAUAUCUUCUUGGGUUCGCUCGAGUAGUUUUUACCAGGCCUCCUUUUAUUCCCACUAUAGGAUAUAGAGUAUACGCUUCCGCGACUCAAAGAAAAGAUGGAAACCCCAACCACCCACUCCAGCUUUGGAUUGACAGUACGUCGCAGGAAACCAGCGACAAUCUUCCCGCGGAUAUCCCCAGGUCUUGUUGUAUCAGGAACCGGAAUGAAAAGCUGCAUGGGUCUCUUAGGUCUUGGCUUGGGGUGUUAGCUCCUGCAAGACCUGGCUGGAGCCUAAAGCGGUAGCAUAUGCCGGUGGCGUGAAAAGUCUUGGCGCUGGUCGUUUCUGGCUUUUAUGCGUCGAUCUAUUUAGUCCGAGGCAGACUCACUCUAUCUUCCAA
Molecule: messenger RNA, 4474 nt
Organism: Seminavis robusta
Lineage: Eukaryota; Bacillariophyta; Bacillariophyceae; Naviculales; Naviculaceae
Source: the annotation of a GenBank genome assembly